Molecule: messenger RNA, 228 nt
Organism: Eimeria necatrix
Lineage: Eukaryota; Apicomplexa; Conoidasida; Eucoccidiorida; Eimeriidae
Exons: 2
Coding region: 1-228 (75 amino acids)
Source: RefSeq, a predicted model, not a curated record
AUGCCGGAUGGUGGGGAUGAUGGUCGGAAUGAGGAUGAGGAUGUUGAUGGGGAUGAGGAUAAUGGUGGGGAUGAUGUUCGGGAUGAGGAUGAGGAUGUUGAUGGGGAUGAAGAUGAGGAUGAUGAUGAGGAUGAGAAUGAUGGGGAUGAGGGUGAGGAUAAUUUGGCUGAGGAUGCGGAUAAUGGGGAUGAGGAUGGAGGUGAAAGUGGUAAGUUGUCUGGGGACUAG